Molecule: messenger RNA, 459 nt
Organism: Dioscorea cayenensis subsp. rotundata (Guinea yam)
Lineage: Eukaryota; Viridiplantae; Streptophyta; Magnoliopsida; Dioscoreales; Dioscoreaceae
Product: chaperone protein dnaJ 20, chloroplastic-like
Exons: 1
Coding region: 1-459 (152 amino acids)
Cellular component (GO): chloroplast
Source: RefSeq, a predicted model, not a curated record
AUGGCUUCUCUUUCGUCACUAACUUCAAGCUCUUUCAGUACGGUUUCUACGUUGCAUGGAGGGUACUCCAAAGGCAACACUACCAUCUCAUGCAAAGCUGGCAGAACUUGCUUGAACGUUAAUGGAAAGAAGGAGAACAACUUAUACAAAGUGCUAUCACUUGACUCAGAGACUGUUGGGGUUGAUGAGAUAAAGAAGGCAUACAGAAGCAUGGCUAUACGUUACCACCCUGAUGUUUGUCCUCCUUCAAAUAAGGAUGAGUAUACAAGGUUGUUUGUAGAGCUUCAUCAAGCUUAUCAGACGUUAUCUAAUCCUGCUUUGCGAGCUUUAUAUGAUAAGGAGUUGAAAGUCAACGAGACUGUGCCAACAAAGUUUUGGAAAGAGAGAUGGGAAGCUCAGCUUUGUGGACUGAGACUGCGGUCAGAGAAGAGGCAGAGAAAUAUGGUUUCAAAGGAUUAG